UCUCCAUUUUCUUCCAUCAAAUUUUCCCGGAAUUCAAUUUCCAAUCAUUACUUCACAAGAAAAUCUUGUCCAUAUUGUUCAUCAAAAGCUUUCUUAUUUGUUCUUUGAAGAAUAUAUAUACAAUCAUGGAGGUUGAGAUGUUGGCUGAUUCGUUGAUGAAAGUGUUUAUGUUCUUAAUUGUUCAAGCACUUGUUUAUUUGAUUCUUUCGAAAUCCUCCAACGUUUUCUCCAACGACAAGAUGAGGUCGUUUAGCUUCAAACGAGCUCGUUCGAUGAGUAUUCGACGGAUUCUGGCUUCCGUUUCGGAUUUACCUCAAGGGGUCGAGUCGCCUCCAUCGUCGUCACCGCCGCCUUUGGUGUCAUCGAGGAGUUUGAGGUCGUCGACUAGGAAAUAUGGUGAAGAACAUGAGUCUCAUUAGAAUACACUCUUCUUUCUUUUAGUUUGGUGUGAAAUGAUUUUCUUUUUAUUAUUCUUUGGUUAUUAUUGUAGUGUUUAUGAAAGGAAUUUGUGUUUUUUUUCUUUUUAAUUGUAAAGGAUUUGUAUGCAUAGAUUACUUUGGUUAAUUUAGUAUUAUUGAGCUUCAAUUCAGUUAUAAAAUUAUUAAAA
Gossypium raimondii (Peruvian cotton) is the source of this 607-nucleotide messenger RNA. RefSeq lists its product as uncharacterized. The record is from RefSeq and is a predicted model, not a curated record. The transcript has a single exon. Bases 126 to 419 code for a protein of 97 amino acids. Lineage: Eukaryota; Viridiplantae; Streptophyta; Magnoliopsida; Malvales; Malvaceae.